GGAAUCGCGGCAUGUAACAUCGGGGGCGUCACGAUUCAUUCAUUUGCAGGCAUUGGUAUCGGAGAAGCCUCUGCGGAAGAGCUCACGAACAGAGUGCGUAAGAACAAGAAAGCUGCGUCGAGAUGGUUACGGACGAAGGUCCUCAUUAUCGAUGAA
Molecule: messenger RNA, 156 nt
Organism: Suillus paluster
Lineage: Eukaryota; Fungi; Basidiomycota; Agaricomycetes; Boletales; Suillaceae
Exons: 1
Biological process (GO): telomere maintenance; DNA repair
Molecular function (GO): DNA helicase activity
Source: RefSeq, a predicted model, not a curated record